UAUGAAUGCAAUUGAGCUACCACAACUGAGUUCCUUGUCACUGUUGAAUAUGCCAAAGCUGAAGCGUCUCUGUCCUGCUUUAGAUUCAGAGAGUAAUUGUGAUCCCAUCAUUCAACCCCUCUUCAACGACAAGGAUAAAUUGGCUACCAUUGAAGAAUUGACCAUCUCUGGCAUGGAGAAUCUUACGGAAAUUUGGCCUGGGGAACUUGAAGCUAAACUAAGAAAGAUGACAGUUGAAUUCAAUAAUGGGCUCUCAAGUAUUCUUUUCCCAUCCAAUUCAAUUAAGGGCAUGCAAAAUCUUGAAGUACUUGAAGUGAAGGACUGUCGAUCAAUUGGAGUAGCCUUUGACCUUAAAGGACUUGUUUGGGAAGGCAUAUUAGAUAUGGCACUCCCUUCAUUAAAAAAUGUGAAACUAAGUUGUCUGCCAAAGUUGACACAUGUUUGGAAGGACAAUUCACCAGGAAUUCAAGGCUUUCAGAAUCUAAGAUCCUUAGUAGUAAAUGAGUGCAACAGUUUGAGAAAUCUAUUCUGAUACUCUCUAGCCAAAUUUCUUGUAAAACUACAAGAAAUAGAGGUAAAUGACUGUGGUAUGAUAGAAUCAAUCAUUGGAAAUGAACCAAAUGCAGAUGAUGCAGUGAUAACAAAUAUGAUCAUGUUCCCUCAACUGAGUAGUCUCAAACUCGGUGAUUUGCCAAACCUUAGAAGGUUCUGCUCUGAGACUUGUACAUUUGAGGGAUCGUUGUUGAAAAUAAUAAAAGUAAUCAAUUGUCCCAAAAUGAAGAUACUCCCAUCAGUAUUUCAGCGCAAGCUAGACCAACAAAGGGCAGACUUUUCAACCUCAUCUCAACACCAUCUCUUGGAUGGAAAGUUUAUUUUCAGUGACUGGCUUCACUACGACUUUGGAAAACUUACUAUCACAGACAUAAAUGGAUCAAUAGAGAUGUGGCACAACCAACUUGAAGUUGACCUCCUUUACCAAGUGAGAUUCAUGUUGGUCCAAUUUUGCGGGAAAUUAUCAAAUGUGAUCUUGUUGAAUUUAAUGCAAAGACUACCAUAUCUAGAACGGCUGAAGGUAUGGUGGUGUGAUUCACUGGAAACAAUAUUUGACUUCCAAGGGUCGGUAUGCGCUAGUAUUACUGUUGUGAGACCAACAUCAAUCGUUCAGUUAGAAGAUUUGAAAUUGAUGUAUUUGCCCAAGUUGACGCAUAUAUGGAAGAAUGUUUCUCAACAAACUCAUUAUUUCAAAAAGCUAAGGUCACUAGAAGUGGAGAGGUGUGACAACUUGAGAUAUAUAUUCACGAUUUCCAUGGUCAAGGUCCUUGUGUAUCUAAAUUAUGUAGGAAUUGGAAAUUGCGAGAAAAUAGAAAAGAUUGUUACCACGGAAGAAGAAGAAGAAGAAGAAGAAGAAGAAUAUGGUGAUGAUGAAAGGGGCAAAAUCCGUUUUGUCAGUGUGGAACUUGAAAAUCUUCCGAAUCUUGUGUGUAUUGGAGUUCCAAAAUCACAAAUUCAUAUCUCCAAAUUGCGCGUAAAUUUCUGCCCCAAGUAUCGAGGUUAUAAUGUGGAAGGGGAGUAAUAUUUACCAUUUACUGCGGUGGGUCGCCAAUCUCUUUACAAAAAAGGUGAUUUAUUGGGUAUGCUUUUCUUUAUAAAGAAGUUGGAGAAAUAGAUAUUGGCCCUAUUUAUGAAGAAACCAAGGCUACAAGGUGUUCUUAUAUAUGAAGAACUGUUUAGUUGUUAUGAUUACAUUUUAUCUUUGUAUAAGUUACGUGUCAUCUCAUUGGUUGGGUUGAUUGUGCUGGCAUAGCUUUCUGUGUGUGGUAUAACUGGAUUGACUUUAUUAUAAACCAUGUAAUAAUUUGUGUGUGAA
Molecule: messenger RNA, 1867 nt
Organism: Camellia sinensis
Lineage: Eukaryota; Viridiplantae; Streptophyta; Magnoliopsida; Ericales; Theaceae
Source: RefSeq, a predicted model, not a curated record